UAUUACUCAAACAUAUGGAUCUUAAUGAUCCUAUUGAUUUUUUGUGGUGGUGUUAAAGGGGAAGAAAGAAGAGGUGAGUUUAUUUAUUUAUUUGGUUUCUUCAUGCUAACAUCUAAAUUAUACAUUGGUUGAGAUCUACUUUUGAAAUGACUUUACAUGUUAUGACCACAUUCACACUCAAGAAUCAGUAGACAAUUUUUGUUUCAUCAUUUUGAUUACAUUUUUGAUUUUUGUUCGAGAAUAUUGGGGUAUCUAAAGAAAUUACCAGUCCAUAUAUAUACAAUUUUAAAGUUAAGUUUUUAAGUUUCGAAGGAGUUAAGUGUAUCAGAAGUUCUGAUUCAGAACUUCGUGCAAAUGUUUUAACCACAGGUUUCUGGAUUUCAAGUUUGUUGAUUUUUCAGCACUUAAUAUUUAACGCCAAUUUAUCCACUUUUGGUCAUUCAUUUCAAGCAAGUUUAUGUAGCUGUGAUGGAAAAAUGCGUCCACAACUUGCAACUUUGGUAUAGCAGCCGAUUGUGGUGUAAAUAUUUGCACGAGACUCACACACGAUAUAAGAAUAUAUUUGGGUCCAAUUUUCAAUUAAUGGUUUAGUACAUUCAAGUAUUUAGGUACAAUAUCAAUCAACUUAACAUCGAUCAACAAAUAUGUAAAAAAGAGAAUCUUAUAAAAAAAAUCAUGAUCACUAGCGAAGCCACGUUGCCAAAACUUGUACGUUCUUGUUUCUUUACUGCGCACUAUUUUUCAAUGGUGAAGCAGACUGCUUUGUUGAUGUGUUUAAUAAUACGGGUAAAAAUUGUACGUAAGUGUGAGCGAAAUGGCAUGAUUUUUCAGCGCCCGAGGGAAUAGGAACUUCGGAUCUGGUUGAAUGAUGGCUCAAUGGGAAGCCAUCGAUUUUCAUUAUAGAGGUUUGGGGGCAGUGGACACAAUAUUUUUGCCGAAUUCCGCUCGGAAAUCCGAGUUUUGGCCAUAUGUAGAUUUUACCAUAUAAACCAAUGUAAUUACAGCGGUGCCGAUCCACGCUCUGAGGUUUCCAUACAAACUCCCCAUGUAGACGGUCCAACACAGGCAAAAAUCGAAAAAAAGUUCAAUUUGUUUUUUCGAUUCUCAUACAGUAUUCAAUGUGCCCAAUCCAUUGGUGCUAUCGCCACAUCGAAAUUCACACUCGUUAUCAAUUUAUCAUAAUUUUGAAACAGACUGUAUCAUACCCGAAAUUAGAUUCAAAGAGAAAUAACAUCAAUUUGAGAAAAAAAAGUGCCACAAAGCAAGUUUCGGCUUUAAACUGUAACAUGAAUUUUUAUGUUGCACUUUGUUUCUCACAUUUGCUUUGUGUCGCUUUGGUUCAAAAACUUGCGUUGAUGCUCUUUCUUCGUAGACAAAUGCCAUGCUUCGAUUCAAUUCUCAAAUAUUCUGAGGGAAUUUCUUUUGUCGCAACGGGGAUCUUUUUCGACAAUACGAAUGCACUAAAACAUACUUUUCUUUAUCUUGAAUGGUUGAAAAACAUACUUUUUUUUAAUGUGAAAGCCAAAUACAUGAAGAAAAAAAUCAUUCAAAUAGCCACGUGGCUAUGAAAUCCAUACUGACGACAACAUUCGACCUGCCUCUAGUGGUCAUACACACAACACACGUUGAGCGGUCAAUAUAUACACACAAUAUAGAGACGCUAGCAUAGAACUUAUACGGUCUGCGCGAAUUGCAUCUUGAUUAUCGGCCGUACAUACGCUUAUGUGAUUGAAAUUUUCAACUAUAAUCACAAGCGUCGUGUCAGUAGAGCUCAUCUUAUGUUUACAUUGAAAAUACUUGUUAUUGUUGUUGUCGUUGUCAUUUCAUACCCUCGAAUAGUCAAUACGUGUGUUCAAUGGUCAAGAGUAAAACUGAGUGAAACAAAUCGUGGUUCAAAACCUUAACAACAAUCAACUUGGAGUUCCAUCAAUCAACUAGUCAUCUAAAAAAACAAUACAUCACAUAAUUUAUACCGAAUGUCGCGGUACAGAAUCGCGAAUGUCAGUGCGCGCGAACUUGACCAGACAUUACCUCGACUUGCGUCAAAGAUUUUCCAACUGCACACAUAUCGUUGGAAAUUUAGAAUUAACAUGGCUAAACGAUUCGACGAUGGAUUUGGAUUUCUUACAACAUAUUCGUGAAGUGACGGGAUAUGUUUUAAUCAGCUUCGUGAAUGUAGAAAAUGUCGUUUUACCUAGUUUGCAAAUUAUUCGUGGUCAAAUUUUAUUCGAAUUGGGCGCGGAAAACUAUAGUUUGAUCGUCCACAAGUCAGAAAUUAAAUCCCUGGAGCUACCAUCGCUACGGGAAAUCUUAUCGGGGUCAGUGUACAUAAACAAAAAUAAUAAUCUAUGCUUUGCUCAAACGAUUAAUUGGAAGGAAAUUGUUACAGGACCGUUUAAUGUAUCCACAAUUACUGGGCAAAACUGCCCGGAAUGUCAUCGAUCGUGCGUUGAAGGUUGUUGGGGCGAAGGCAUACAUAAUUGCCAGAAAUUUAGCAAAAUCAAGUGUCCGCUACAUUGUAGCGAAGGUAGAUGUUUCGGCCCAAAUUCACAUGAUUGCUGUCAUUUGUCCUGCGCUGGCGGUUGUACUGGCCCAACGAAUAAAGAGUGUUUGGCAUGUCGAAACUUGUAUGAUGACGGUACUUGUAGGAGUGAAUGUCCGAAAGGAAAAUAUCAAUACGCAAACAUGUGUAUGAAAAACUGUCCAGAGAAUUUACUUAAAGAUAAUGGUGCUUGUGUAAUAAGGUGUUCACCAAAUAAAACGACGAAAAAUGGAGAAUGUGUCUAAUGCUGAUUCAAAGUGCUCAGACUUUAAUUAAGCCAGACCGUUUCGUUGGCAUGAAAAUUGUUGAUUUUCCGUUAAAGUCCGGUCUUUAAUUAAAGUCUGGACUUUAAUUUUUCUUGCAUUUUUGGGGGAUUUAUUGAUAGAAUGGAAUGAAUUGGGACAAUUAAUGAUGAUCUGACCCAAAAGCCGUAAGGAAUUUACCAAUUUUUUCGGUUUUUUUCGAUAUUUUAAAUUUUUUACGAAAAUGUUUUUUUCGUUUUUCCUGGCAUUUUUUGAGAAACUUCAAUGCGAUUGAACAUAUUUGGGCAUAAAUAGAGGUUUUCCAUUGGAAUUCUUCAAUUUUUUCGAUUUUUCGUAAUUUUUUUGCAACAUUUUUGAAGUCCUAUAACUUCUCAACGACUCGAAGUAGAGCAAUAGGGUAUGUAGCAACUUUUGAGUAAUCCUCAAGACCUUUGCAUACCAUGUUCUAAAAGUUCUAAGAAUGUACUAAAUUUUGAAAAUCGUUUU
Sitodiplosis mosellana (orange wheat blossom midge) is the source of this 3291-nucleotide messenger RNA. Its product is annotated as epidermal growth factor receptor-like. The record is from RefSeq and is a predicted model, not a curated record. Bases 1999 to 2787 code for a protein of 262 amino acids. Gene Ontology annotation, biological process: positive regulation of kinase activity; positive regulation of cell population proliferation; cell surface receptor protein tyrosine kinase signaling pathway. NCBI's taxonomy places the organism in Eukaryota, Metazoa, Arthropoda, Insecta, Diptera, Cecidomyiidae. Gene Ontology annotation, cellular component: basal plasma membrane; signaling receptor complex. The transcript is spliced from 4 exons. Gene Ontology annotation, molecular function: transmembrane receptor protein tyrosine kinase activity.